AUGGCUGCCAUCAACACUGCUCUUAUUGCCCGAGAGGCCACCGAGGCCAUGAACGCCUUCGCCAAGCGUGAGAAGAGCUGGCCCGCACGAAAUGCUGGUGUCAUGGUCGUGUUCUGCAUCGUCUUUGUCGUUGCCGUCGGCCUUACUGGUCUGUACAUCUCCAAGUGCCUUGCCCGCCGCAAGGAGCGCAACCAGCCCAAGUACUAA
Molecule: messenger RNA, 207 nt
Organism: Pochonia chlamydosporia 170
Lineage: Eukaryota; Fungi; Ascomycota; Sordariomycetes; Hypocreales; Clavicipitaceae
Exons: 2
Coding region: 1-207 (68 amino acids)
Source: RefSeq, a predicted model, not a curated record